Molecule: messenger RNA, 1423 nt
Organism: Girardinichthys multiradiatus
Lineage: Eukaryota; Metazoa; Chordata; Actinopteri; Cyprinodontiformes; Goodeidae
Product: zona pellucida sperm-binding protein 4-like
Exons: 8
Coding region: 118-1368 (416 amino acids)
Biological process (GO): prevention of polyspermy; binding of sperm to zona pellucida
Cellular component (GO): egg coat
Molecular function (GO): structural constituent of egg coat; acrosin binding
Source: RefSeq, a predicted model, not a curated record
AUGAGAGGAGGGGCUCCAAGCAAAGCUGCUCCACAAUCAGCUGUGCAUAAAAGCUGUGACAGAAACAAUGUGUGCUACAUCCGCAGUUUUGGUUAGAAUGUAAUUACUAACACCAGAAUGGAGCUUUUCAAGUGGCUGUUUGGUGUUGUGUUGAUUUGUGGUGUUUCUGCCAAGAACUACUGGAAGGUGCUGCCACUUCAGCAGGAAAACCAGCUUCCGCCUCCCUUUCAGAAGCUUCAGCAGCAGUCGAAGGUCCCUCCACCUGCAUCUCCUUUUGAUAAAUGUGACCUGGAAGAGGCUGAGAAGAUCUAUUGUGGGACUCCAGAUAUCACUGUUGACCAGUGUCAAGGCAUUAACUGCUGUUUUGAUGGGCGCCAGUGCUACUAUGGGAAAGCUGUAACUGUACAGUGUACCAAGGACGGGCAGUUUGUGGUGGUUGUGGCCAGAGAGGCCACUGUGCCACCCCUAGAUGUAAACUCAAUCAGCUUGCUUGAACCAAAUGAUGAUCUCUGUGGACCUGUUGAUGGCACAUCUGCCUUUGCCAUCUUUCAGUUCCCUGUGACAGCAUGUGGAACUACACUUACAAAUGAGGAGGGUUUUGUGGUCUAUGAGAACCACAUGGCGUCUUCAUAUGAGGUGGGAAUUGGACCCAAAGGGUCAAUCACCAGGGACAGCCAUUUUGAAUUAUUGUUCCAGUGUCGGUACUCUGGCACAACUGUGGAGGCUCUGGUCAUGGAGGUGAAUGCUGUUCCUCCACCAAUGUCUGUUGCUGCUGCAGGACCUCUCAGGGUGGAGCUCAGACUGGGCAAUGGCCAGUGUCUUUCCAAAGGCUGUGUUGAUGAGGUGGCAGCAUACAGCUCCUUCUACAGCUCAUCUGACUACCCAAUCACUAAGGUUCUGAGGGAACCUGUUUAUGUUGAGGUCCGUCUUCUGGGGAGAUCUGACCCAAACAUUAUUCUGAACCUGGAACACUGCUGGGCCACUUCAACCCCAAACCCUCAAAGUGUGCCACAGUGGGACCUUCUGGUUGAUGGAUGUCCCUACCGUGAUGACAGAUACCAGACCACAGUGAUUCAUUUGGAUGGCUCUACUGGGCUUGAAUAUCCCACUCACUACAAACGUUUCAUCAGCAAGAUGUUCACCUUUGUGGCUUCAGAUACCUAUACUCCUAAGAAAGAUAUGGUGUUCAUCCACUGUGCAACAACUGUGUGCUAUCCAACCAGCACAGACUCUUGUGAGCAACAAUGCCACAGGCAACGAAGAGCAGCAGUGGAGAAGGUCCCCUCAAGCCAGAGAGUCCUGGUUUCAAGUGGUGAAGUGAUCCUGUGUGAGGCCACUUCAUCUUAUCGGAAACCAUUAUCCACUUGAUGCCAUAAAAGCCUUUUUUUUUUUUCUUCUUUUUAAUAAAGCUGGCUAAAGGUCA